AUGAGCAAUUAUCACAUAGAUUGUGAGAGGCUAUCAAACGCUCAUUCUCUCAAAUGCCAAGCUACAAAGAACGGAAAGAUUGUCUCCAAAGACAUUGAACUCAACAUAAGAUAUGUGGAGACAAAAGCAAUGGCCCACGCUGACCACUACUUCUUCUCCUGCUCCAUGCACCAUUUCGACCACCAACCAGUCCCCACCUACUGGACCAACUCAGCUGGCAAGUUCUACUAUCCUACCAAAGAGGAGGUGGUCAGUGACCAUGUCGAGACGAUGACAGAUCUGUGGAACAGCAAAGAGGGCAAAGGUCUUAUCACUCUCAAGUACAACUCAAUGACGAUAACCUCCGAUCUGGUCUACACGUGUAAAGUGGAUGUGACCUCGCCUAAGAAGGAGACCAUCACCACCAUAGCUAAAAUAGAUCAUAUCACCGUGUCCGUACCGUCCAGCAAGGUCUACGUACACACCGGAGAAUCUGUAACUCUCACUGCUACCUUCGGUGGUCUGGUUGCUGAUUACAGUGACAAUAUCGUCUGGUCUAUCGAUGAUGCCAAGUACACCAAAGCUGUGGGAAGUGAGGCUGUAACAGUUCAGACGGUGUACAGCAGUAACAGUGUGGUGACCAAGCUCAUUAUCACAAACUACAAACUGGGAGAUAAGGAUGUGGUGGUGAUGGUGGACAGGAGCGAUGUCAGCCCUGCUGGAGCUAAAACUACUCUCCACGUGGAUCAGUUCGACAUAACGUUUGAUAACGCGUACUCUACAAGCUCGGGUAGUGACGUGUCGGUUACGUGUCUGGUGAGUAAUAACAAGGCUAAUCCGGACAGCAUUGCUAUAACCGGACCUACAACCUUCACUUCUACUCAGACAACCGGAAAUUUCAAUGCCGGGUCCUUCAAGAAGGUGUCAGGGGACGGUACUAUGGAAUGUGCUGUUAAGUACGGUACCUACCAAGCUAAAGUAGAGCGGAAGAUAGAGCUGAUAUCUAUCAUAGUGUCUGAUCAGAAGUGGAACACGGCUGGAGACACGGUCUUCACUGCAACCAUCAGCGAUUGUUCCUUUAACUUGGUAGCUGAUAUUAACUGGUAUAUCAACGACCUGAAACUAACGACAGGCAUCAGUAACAGUUACAAGACAGGUCAGAAGGUGGAGAGUAUCCUGGUGAUAAAAGGAGUUCAGUCUGAUGGAACUGUUAAGAUCAGGGUGGGUUCUGAUCACGCCGGUAGCGGGUCUGCAACUAAAGCUCUCGAGUAUUACUACACGAAGAUAGAGAAGGUACGAGUUGAGAAGGGUAGUACAGCAACAGUAACCUGUAAGCUUGUCUCCUACACCGGCACCGCACUCACUAAACUAGAAGUAACAGCAACAGACGGCACCACCAACAAGAACAACGUGGUUACAACUUCCACCGCCAGGGAGGUUACUCUCCAGAUUGAUAAUGUUAGCAAGAAGUGGACCACUUCCUGUUUAGCCACCGUUAACGGGGUCACGUUCACUGACUCCUCCCUUAUAUCCCAGUAUACGUUCACACUGAAGUUGAACAAUGCGGCUACAUCAGCUACUAACUGGGUUGAUUUGAACCAAGCCAGCACUAUGGAGUGUGAGGUUACUGGUAGUGAUGACGCUAUUUCUGAUGCUCCGGAAUGGUUUAAAUCGUCAACCAAGGUAUCAACAGGAAUAACAACCACCAGCAACACCAAAACAUCCCUGUCAGUCAACAUUCCGGAGGACUCUUCCUUCACCUGCACAUUCCACUUUUCCAAGAACGACUGGGUCAGGAAGUAUUUCACCCUGGUGACCAAGGGCUGUAAAACUCCCAGCGUUGCUCACGGAGGAUACACGCCAGUAAGUGAGCUAAGUAAAGUAGCUCCUGGUGCCGUGCUGUCUGUGUCCUGUACCAACACCACCAAAUACCAACUCCAAGGAAACAGUGCUCUUACCUGUGGGAACACAAGGGACGGGGAUACCAACUACUAUGCUUACAACACAGAUAUCCCCACCUGCAAGUUCAUGGGUGACUGUACCGACAUUACCGCUCUCUUUGAAUCUGGAACUAUUUCCCCCGCCACCCCCUUCUUCAACGACCAGCUGUACACAUUUACGUGUAACUCUGGGCACAGACUGGACGGACAGGAGAAGAUAUCCUGCCACAAUGACAACUGGCAGCACACCAGGCCAACGUGCAGCGCUAUAGUGGACGCCUGUGGGACCGAACAUUGGGGUAAAGCGUACGCUGACUUCUCAGGUCCCUACGUGAAGGGGGACAAGGUUCAUGUCUACUGCAGCAGUGGUUACACCAACACCGGCACUGGAACUCUAGAGUGUGGAGAGAAAGGCUGGGAUAAAACAGCAGAGUGUGUCAAGAAGCAGAGCAAUCAGUGCGCCAGUAUCGCCGUGACCAGCGGUGCUAUGGUUUGUAAGAAUGCUAAGAGCGAGGUGGUUACCAGCUAUACAGCGGGAGUCACGUGCGAGAUAGCUUGUGAAACCGGUUACCGAACAGUGGGAAAUACUGAUCCGAUAGAGUGCAAGUCUACGGGAGUAUGGGAUCGUAACUCGUACCCGUCGUGUGCCGCCUACCAACCACCCACCCACCGCGACCUACAAGUCUCCCUCUCCUUCUCCACCUCGUACUGUGCCAGUGAAACUGAGCAGAAAAAGAUGCAGACUGCUGUCUCUACUUCUCUUACUGAUGUUAAGCAAAUAUCGUGUCUGAAGAACAAAAAGUGCGAAAUAACCCACUUCACCUGUGCUAAGGACGGUGACAAGUCUUUCAAGGUGACGUUGAAAUUGAACCAGAUUGCGGACAUGUCUAACACAGCAAUACUGACUGAUUCAGCUACAGAGAUCACAGCAGCUAAAGAUACCCUCAGUUUCACUAUCACUUCUGCCAAGAAAAAGAGGAGUGUUAUCCAGGGCCUAAAGAUUCAGAAGAGAGGAACUACUCUAACAUUCAGUCCCAGUGCUGUGACAAAAGCAGCCCAAACCUCCACCUGUGCUUCCAAUACAUUCUUAGAGAACAAUCUCUGUGUGGCGUGCCCUGGAGGAUACUAUCUAAAGAGUGGAGCUUGUGAGGCUUGUGCUGUCGGCACAUACAAUCCGUCUGCUGGUGCCAUCAAGUGUCUCGCAUGUACCGCCCCUGAAACUACUCUGGCAAUGGGUUCAAAUGCAGAGACGCAGUGUACGAAGACUUGCGAAGUUCCUCAAGUGGACAACGUUAACACCACCACCAUUCCUAUGGGAAGUAAGAUAGAAGCAGGAGCGGUGGUGUACUACACGUGUGAUGACAAGUACACUAUAGCUCACUCUUCUGUGUACACCUGUGCGCCUGGUCACGAGCACCAGAUCAUACCCAAGUGUGAAAGUGAAAACAAGACGAUUAUGUGGAUAUUAAUCGCAGUAUGCGGGGGUAUUUUCAUCUUAGCUCUGUUCUUAUUGGUCUGCUUCUGCUGUGCCAUCAAGACAAGAAAAAAAGAUGACAACACCAAUAGUAGUAUUAGUGAGGCUGAUAACGAUAAUUACAUCUUAGAGAACAAAUACUCAUCAGCAGAAUACAGUCCUAGAGCUCAAGAAAACUCCAAAGUGUAAACAUGAUAUCAUCAUGGUGUCAUGUGAUCCAUAAAUUAAAGGAUUUUUCAUUGGAUGGGAUUUUAACGUUAUUUUAAAAGAAAGAUUAACGCCACGUAGCUGUUACAGACGUAACAUUUACACAAAAUUUCAGAUCAACGUUUUGAAAAUUUAUUAGAUAUUUCCUAGCGUUUUUUAGUUUUCCAACUCAUCAAAAAUAUAGCACGAAUGAGUAAUACUAAUAGUACGAAGAAGACGUGGGUAUCACUCAUUGUAUUUGAUAGCUGCACUGAUUAAUAUAAUUGAAUAGAAUAGUACUACCACCAUAAUUUGAAGAUUUGAGUGACCAUCAAUUUUCAAUAGACAACAUUAUUUUCAAGUGACCAUAUUUCAUAUUUUCCCCGGGCGAUGAAACUUUUGAUACCGCCAAUUUGUCCACAAAUUUUGUAUUGUUUUAUGUAAUCGACC
This is a messenger RNA of Bolinopsis microptera, 4029 nucleotides long. RefSeq lists its product as uncharacterized. The transcript is spliced from 18 exons. Lineage: Eukaryota; Metazoa; Ctenophora; Tentaculata; Lobata; Bolinopsidae. Bases 1 to 3582 code for a protein of 1193 amino acids. The record is from RefSeq and is a predicted model, not a curated record.